This is a messenger RNA of Vitrella brassicaformis, 957 nucleotides long. NCBI's taxonomy places the organism in Eukaryota, Vitrellaceae. The record is from the annotation of a GenBank genome assembly.
CUUUUCGGGCCUCGCUUGCCUCGCGUACAGAGGUGCGUUCGCAGACAAGUGCAUCCACAGAUCGACGCCUUUCAUCCGGUGUGCGUUUGUCUUGCGUGUGCUCUGUUGAUGCAGAUUGCGCUGAGGCGGGUGGUUCGGCCUGCCUUGCAGGCGGGAUGUGUGCUAUCCCUCGGAGAUCUCAUUGCCCAGGCGGUGGAGAUCUCCACAGAGGGAGCCUCUGAUGCGUCGGCGUCGUCUCGCCUGCUCGUGCCGGACAGCUAUGACGUGCAUCGAACGGGGCGCUUUGCUCUUGUCGGGCUGACGUGCCACGGUAUGCAUGUGAGACCGAGAUCAACCCACACAAGCACAAAUAUAGGCUGGUCUGGUCUGUCGUGUCGGUGUGUGGUUUGUCUGUGUGUGUGCAGGACCAUGGUUCUACUUUGCUUUCGGCUUGCUCGACCGACUGAUGGGCCCUGGGAGCACACUCGCCACGGUGCUCGGCAAAGUGGUAGUCACCCAGAUCGCCAUCUUCCCGUAAGCACACAUACACGAGAUCACACUCGAUGCAAUCUCAAGUGUUUGUCCGCAUGCUCUGUGUGCACGUGUGUGUUGUGCCCACAACAGGCCCUACCUUGCUGCUCUCUUCGCCUACCUCGGUGUGCUGGAGGGCUCCGUCCACUCGCUUGACGACGCCGUCCGAGUGAUAUCCACCAAGUGGCCUGGGGCCUAUGCAGCUGGGUGCGUCUUCUGGCCUAUCGCCAACAUCGUCAACUUCAGCGUCGUGCCGUCACCUGGCCGAGUGCUGUAUGUGGCCAGCACGGGCGUGUUGUGGAACACUUACCUGUCGUGGUACAACCAGCGAGCUAGGAGGAAGGAGAGAGAGGGGGAGAGAGGGAAUGGCUGAGUGAGAGAGAAAGAGCGGCUUUCUACUUGCCCACGUGUGUGUUCGGGGCUGUGUUGAUUUUGAGCGUGCCCGUG